AUGGCAACCAACAACAACAACUCCUACCCCAUCUCCUCGAACUCCCGCACGAAACUAAACGCAUUCCGCUACAAAGAAGAGACAGUGGCCCUCGAUAAUACGACCUCAAAGAAUGAGACGAAAGCUGUGCAUGACAACAAGGAGAACCAAAGUUCAUGGUUGAACGGAGUGGUGGAAUCAAUGCAAACAUCUGCCGAUAAUGCCGACCCUCCGCCUCAAGCUGUGCCAUUGAAUGAGGAUACCAAACCAGUUAAAGAAUGCCCUCACACACCAGGAAACCGUAUACCUCUCGCGGACUUGAUCAGCAAUGCCGAAGAUGCCUUUGACCCCGCGCCCGGUCCGGAGGUAACCCCCAUUGAUCAUGUCAUUUGGCAACAUGUCCCAGCGAGCUCAAAUCCAGAUGCUUCGUCUCAGACACCGGCAGGUCGUCGAAGGAAGCGGCGUCACAGCUCUUCAUCUGCCGGUUCUCCCACCAAUGGGACCUCCAAGAAGGCCCAGAAGGAGCCACUCGAUCUUCAGUCAAUUCAGGCUCUAUUCAAAACACCCCAGCAUGAUCUGGCGGCCGAGCUGUGGAACAAUUACAUGGAUAAGAAUAUGGUUGAUGGGACUGAUGACCUUCCCCCACCUCGUCUCGCAAAUUUACUCUCCUCGUCACCACAAACCCCGGCCUCAGGCAGGACCAGCCGAGAUUCAUCUGGUCUGAGGAGAUCGAUUAGCUGUGCUGCCGAAUGGCCCACAUCUCGCGCAAAGCGAAGACGGGUCAACCGUCAGGACCCAGGCUCUGGCCGAGGUAUCUUCUCUCGCACAAGUAGCAAUGUCUUGGACUCGGGGAGGAACAAAUCAUCCAGACUCAAUUUUCUCCUCGACAGGAUCGAGAAGAGCCUCCAUCCAGUCCCACAAGUCAAAAUGGGCCCGCCAAACUCUUCUCCAUUGCGGCAGCGUAUGGACGCGCAAAGAUGUCGUUCAUCAUCUCCCACGAUGGACCGAAAGGGCCUAGUGGAUGCGGAUGCUGCUAGAGAAGCUCUUAUCGGCAAAUCUGCGGACAAUCCGGAAGCUGCCGGAGGUGCAAUUCUUGAAGAUUCUGAAUCUGAAUUUGGAGACGAUGAUCUUGAUCAAGAUUUCAUGGACCUAGCCGAAGCUGCCGCGGACCCCUUCGUUGAUUUCGCGGUUGAUCGCACCGACUUUGACUCUCUGGGCUCUUCUGCUUUGUCCAAUCUAGCUGCAGAGAAGCUGGAAUCCAGUCAUUCAGCAUUGGAAUCUGUAUUUGACAAGAAACCACCAGCCGCGCAAAAUUCCAUGAAUAAUGAAACUAAACCUGACGACUUUGACGAAUUUGAAGACGAAUAUGGGGACUUUGACGACGAUUUCGCGGAUGCCCUUGUGGAGUGCGAUGUGAAGCCGACUGAUGCAUCAAAUCCACCCAUCGCGAAGUCCCAGCCUGCGCCGAAAGUGGAUGCAGUCUCAGUCAACUCGGCCCCUCAAGUUCCAGCCCAUGUGCCACAGAUGUCAGCUCAUGCCGCUGCUGUGCUCUCUGAUGAUGAGUUUGAUGAUGAUUUUGACCUGGAUGCUAUCGAACAGACUAUGAAGCAAACUGGUGAAGACGCAGCCUACAAUCUCAAAUCCCGGAAAGCUAUCAAGCGUUACCAAAUCGUGGAUACUGCAGAGAGCUCUUUUGUCAAUUCACGAGGACGUACACAGCCUGAGCAGGUGCUGUCUGUCAAGGACGAGAAGACCGACGCCCGCAAGGUCAUCAUCUUGCGCGAGUCAUGGUUUGACACGCCUUGCAGUAAAGAUUCAUUCAUUCAUCUGGUCGGGGACUUCAACUCAUUCGGUCAAUGCGUUGUGGACAACACCAACCACAUGGUCAUUCUGCAUCCUGAUCACUUGAUAUCUGCUACUGUUGUCGCGGACUCGGUGGACUGUCAACGCCGCGCUGUCCUUCAGGACCGUGUCAAGGUUAUCAGCCAGAUUGAAAAACCUCAAGCUUUUGGAAUCAUCUUCCACGAGGUAUUUCAAGAAGCACUGAUGGCCAACCGGUGGGAUCUAGACUCAUUGCGACUGCUGGUUGAAAAGGUUCUUGGGAAUCAUGUUGAAGAGCUGUAUUCAAUCAACAUGACUAUGUCUGAGGCUAUCGAGACAAUAAUGGGGAAAAUUCCUCAGGUGCAGGCUUGGGCAGACGUCUUCCUUCAAACCAAACCAAAGGCAAACUCACUCGUUGAAGAUCGCAAUGGUGCAAAGCUCAAUUUGAGUAUCGGCAAAUUGCUUGAGGUUGAAGAGCAUGUCUGGUCUCCAAUGUAUGGUCUGAAAGGAAACAUCGAUGCCACAGUCCAAGUUACCUGCCAAGAUAAAGAUGGGCUGAAAAAUCUUGUCGUGCCACUUGAGCUGAAAACAGGUAAAAGGGACACAAAUCAGGCACAUAGGGCCCAAACAGCCCUUUACACGCUUUUGCUCUCGGAUCGUUAUGAUGUCGAUGUGACUUUCGGUCUGCUGUAUUACCUUGAGCUUUCAAAGACCCUAAGUAUCCGUGGCAUUCGGCACGAGCUUGUUCAAAUGAUUCAAGUGCGAAACCGCUUAGUAGGGUACAUCCGCGAGAGGAUGCAGCUACCACCAAUGCUCAAGAAGGCACAGCAAUGCAACAAGUGCUAUGCGAAGACACCGUGCCUGAUCUACCACAAGCUCUCGGAAGAUGGCAAUGGGGAGACAAGCGCUCUUGGUGAAGACUUCGAAGUUUUUACUAAGCACCUAAACCAAGGCGAUCGCGAAUUCUUUCGCAAAUGGGACGAACUCUUGACUAAGGAGGAAGGAAAUUUGAUCAAGUUCAAGCGUGAGCUAUGGACGUUGUUAAGUAAUGAGCGUGAGUCCUAUGGUCGAUGCUUUGGAGAUGUCGUGAUCGACCCGCGAACGGCACACGAAGACCAAAAUGGGACAAGAAUCAAUCGCUUCAGAUACACAUUCCACAAACGGAAAGCAUCCCCGGGCUUCUCUUUUGCUGAGUCACAGAUUUCGGUUGGUGAACCUAUCGUCGUUUCUGACGAAAGGGGCCAUUUCGCACUCGCCAACGGCUACGUGACUCAGUUGAGCACAUCUCACAUCACCGUUGCUGUCGAUCGCAGGCUACACAAUGCGAGAGCCAAGACAAUUGGCUUUGACGCGAUCUCGAACCAGUCCUUCAGAGGAAUAAUGGAAAUUGGAACUGACGGGCUCUCUGAGUUGGAAAACCCUGACGAGCAAAUGGUAUAUCGAAUUGACAAGGAUGAGUUUAGCAACGGCAUGGCCAUUGUUCGAAACAACCUCAUUUGCAUGAUGGACAAAGAUCUCUUCCAGUCGAGGCACCUUCGGCGACUUAUCAUUGAAGGUCAACCGCCUGUCUUCAAACCGACAUCUUCUGCAUACAAACUUCCCGAUUCAGAGAGCCUCAAUGUCGACCAAAAGCAAGCCAUCGACAAAGUCAUGAGUGCGAAGGACUACGCCCUCGUGCUGGGGAUGCCUGGCACAGGUAAAACGACUACCAUCGCACACAUCAUUCGAGCUUUAGUCGCGCAGGGAAAGAGCGUCCUUCUGACGUCGUACACGCAUACUGCCGUGGAUAAUAUCCUGUUGAAGAUUCGCGAUGAUAAUAUCCGUAUGCUACGCAUUGGUGCAACCACGAAAAUUCAUCCGGAAGUGCAACAGUUUGCAGAUCUGGCGGCAAUCCCAAAGAAAACCAUUGAAGAGCUCAAGGACUCGUACGAGAAACCGCAGGUUGUGGCAACAACAUGCCUCGGUGUCAACCACAACAUUUUUAAUCAGCGAAUCUUCGACUACUGCAUUGUCGAUGAGGCCUCACAGAUUACGCUUCCCAACAAGGCUGCUCAGGAAGGAGGUCUUGAUGUUAGCUUGUUCAAACUGCUUUCAGAUGCACAGCCGGACUCUGUUGUUAACCUAGAGCAUCAAUAUCGCAUGUGCGAGGAUAUCAUGCUGCUUUCGAACACACUCAUCUACUCUGGCCGGUUGAAAUGUGGUACGCCACAGGUCGCAGCUCGCUCGCUGGAGAUUCCAAAUAUACAGGCCUUGAAGCAAUUCCAUACCGACGACGUCCAUUUCUCCGAACCUAAGCAGGAAAUUUGUCUCGGGCCCGGCCAUGGACGCUGUUGGCUCAACGACCUUCUGGUGCCAUGUGCUAAAAGUCUCCUUAUCAACACCGACACCCUGGGAGCAUCAAGCCUCGAAACAGCGCAGGGACAAGGACAACGAGUUGUGAAUCAUAUGGAGGCUAUUUUGUGUACUCAACUCGUGGAGGCACUGAUCGCUUGCGGGAUCCCUGCCCGAGAAAUUGGUGUCAUCACUUUCUAUCGCAGCCAACUCUCCCUUCUGCGCCAGAGUCUUCGUCACUAUUCACCGGACCUGGAAAUGCACACCACCGAUAAGUUCCAGGGCCGUGAUAAGGAGAUUGUCAUCCUCAGCUGCGUUCGUAGCAAUGCCGAAAACAACGUCGGAGACCUCUUACGUGACUGGCGACGAGUCAAUGUUGCCUUCACUCGCGCCCGUACCAAGCUUCUUGUACUCGGCAGCAAAUCGACGCUUCGUGACGGUAAUGAGCUCCUGGGCAAGUAUGUCCGUCUAGUUGAGGGGAAGGGCUGGGCCUACGACCUACCUCCCGGUGCAGCUGGCAGCCAUGGUUUCCCAUCCGCUGCUCUUGAUUCUACACAGAUGUCUUUUCAGUCUCCGAAUGCGGCUCGGAGCCCUGGAAGCAUGAAAAGCAAGAUGAGUCCCGUUGUCAAGAAGAAGCCCGCAUCGCGAGAACCUCUCAGUCCUUUGGGUUCUCGACAACCUUCAUCCGGCCUGAAGAGACCUGCAAAGCGGGGCGUGAAGCUUUUCAAUGGCACCUCUGUGGUGGGCAACAGACCCAUUCUUCAAGACAUUGUGAAUGAUAUCGCUGGUUGA
Penicillium subrubescens is the source of this 4923-nucleotide messenger RNA. Its product is annotated as bifunctional ATP-dependent DNA helicase/ssDNA endodeoxyribonuclease DNA2. Lineage: Eukaryota; Fungi; Ascomycota; Eurotiomycetes; Eurotiales; Aspergillaceae. Gene Ontology annotation, biological process: replication fork reversal. The transcript has 6 exons. The coding region runs from base 1 to 4923 and encodes 1640 amino acids. Gene Ontology annotation, cellular component: cytoplasm. Gene Ontology annotation, molecular function: 5'-flap endonuclease activity; single-stranded DNA helicase activity. The record is from RefSeq and is a predicted model, not a curated record.